Messenger RNA from Ustilaginoidea virens, 1560 nucleotides. RefSeq lists its product as uncharacterized. The record is from RefSeq and is a predicted model, not a curated record. Gene Ontology annotation, biological process: transmembrane transport; carbohydrate transport. NCBI's taxonomy places the organism in Eukaryota, Fungi, Ascomycota, Sordariomycetes, Hypocreales, Clavicipitaceae. Gene Ontology annotation, molecular function: carbohydrate:proton symporter activity. Gene Ontology annotation, cellular component: membrane. The transcript is spliced from 3 exons. Bases 1 to 1560 code for a protein of 519 amino acids.
AUGGCCAGGAAAUAUUUCGGUCUCUCCGGCCAGACCCUCAGCUGGGCAAUUGGAGCUGUCGCAGGAUGUGACUUUCUAUUGUUUGGUUACGAUCAGGGCGUCAUGGGUGGUAUUCUGACACUUCCCAUCUUCCUUGAUCAGUUCCCAGAUAUCAAUGACGCCGCCGAGGGUCUCUCACGGAGUGAAAAGUCCAACAGAUCCACCUACCAAGGCAUUGCCGUCGCCUCGUACAAUCUGGGCUGCUUCAUCGGCGCCAUUAUAACAAUCUUCGUCGGUAAUCCUCUUGGUCGUAGGCGCAUGGUCUUUCUCGGCACUGCUUUGAUGGUUAUAGGAGCUGCCCUCCAGGCCUCUGCUUUUACCCUCGAGCAUUUCAUCAUUGGCCGCACCAUUACGGGGCUAGGAAAUGGCGGAAAUACGUCAACUGUGCCCAUGUGGCAAUCUGAAACAUGUCCCGCUCACAAGCGAGGCAAACUCGUCAUGAUUGAGGGUGCCCUCAUUACUGGCGGAAUUAUGAUUUCAUACUGGGUUGACCUGGGUCUGUCCUUUGCCCCCGGCUCUGUAGCUUGGCGUUUCCCGCUGGGUUUCCAAAUCGUCUUUUGCCUCUUUAUUCUUGCCUUCGUUCUUGGUCUGCCUGAGUCUCCACGAUGGCUCAUCCUCAAAGGUCGAGACGAAGAAGCCUGCGAUGUGAUUGCAGCCGUAGCCGAUGUUGACAACGACCAUGAGUAUGUGGCCAACGAAUUUCGUGCCAUCAAAGAGACCGUGGCCGAGAUGAGCCAGGGACGGUGCGCUGAUUUGUUUGCCCCCGACAAAAGCCGUGCCCUCCACCGUACCAUCAUUGCCUACGCCAGCCAGAUGUUCCAGCAGAUUUCCGGCAUCAACCUCAUCACCUACUAUGCCGCUACGAUUUACAAGGGGUUGGGAAUGUCGCCCUUUAUGUCUCGCCUGCUCGCUGCCUUGAAUGGCACUGAGUACUUUAUCGCAUCCUGGCCUGCCGUAUUCCUUGUGGAUCGAGCCGGCCGUCGCAAGCUCAUGUUGUUUGGCGCUGUUGGUCAAGCAGCAACUAUGUCGAUUCUUGCUGGUGUUGGUUCUCAGAGCGAUAGUAAGGCUUGUCAAAUAGCGAGCAUUGUCUUUCUUUUUGUCUUCAACAGCUUCUUUGCUAUCGGUUGGCUUGGAAUUCCAUGGUUAUACCCAGCUGAGAUCACAUCGUUGCGAACUCGCGCUCCGGCCAGUGCUUUUUCUACCUCUUCCAAUUGGAUUUUCAACUUUUUGGUCGUCAUGAUUACCCCGGUUGCCUUCACCAACAUCCGACAUCACACCUACACCGUCUUCGCCAUAAUCAACGCUGCCAUAGUUCCUUCGGUUUAUUUCUUCUUCCCCGAGACUGCUUACAGAUCGCUGGAAGAAAUGGACAGCAUCUUCCAAAAGGUGCACGGUUGGGAGGGCGCCUUUGACGUGGUGCAUCAGGCCAAAAUCGAGCCCCGUCGGUAUGGCAAAAAUGGAGAGCUUCUCGUCGUCCUCGUCGAGGACGUCGAGGACGGGGAAAAAGCAAAUGCUGCUUAG